AGGUUGUGUGUGUUAGUAAAGCUAUAACAGAGUGAAAGGAAGCAAGUGAAAUAGUCAAAAUUACAGCUUCAUCAUGUUUGCAUCUGUGGCUCUUCUCCUGGUGGCUGUUUUGCUUCUGCUGCUCCUCUUUCGGACCCAAAGGCCUAAAAAUUUCCCUCCUGGCCCCCGACCCAUCCCCAUCUUUGGAAACAUGCUGCAGCUCAAUCUGGAGAGUCCAAUCGAUGACCUGGAGAGGCUAGCCAAGCACUAUGGUAACGUGUACAGCCUAUACAUCGGGCCCAAGCCUGCAGUCGUCGUCAAUGGCUUGCAGGCCUUGAAAGAAGCCUUUGUCACCAAAGCUGCAGACUUCUCCGGCAGACCACAGGACCUAAUGGUCAAUCAUGCUAUAAUGGUGAAAGCUAACGCUCCAGGAGUGAUUCUAGCAGAUUAUAGCCCCGGCUGGAGAGAGCAACGACGAUUUGGUCUGAUGACCCUGAGAAACCUUGGUCUAGGGAAACUGUCCAUGGAGCAGAGGAUUCUGGGAGAGAUACAUCGCAUCAUAAAGCCAUUGGAGCAGAGUGUCGGUAAGACCAUAAACCCUAAAUUGCUGUUCCACAAUGCAGCCUCCAACAUCAUCUGCCAAGUUCUGUUUGCGAGGCAGUUCGAGUACGACGAUGAGUUCAUGAAGUUUUUUGUUGACCUUUUUCACGAGACCUCUAAAAUAAUCAAUGGGCGUUGGGGUAUGAUUUAUGACUCUAUUCCCAUGGUGCGAAACCUGCCACUGCCCUUCCAGAAAGCCUUUAAGUUGUUUAAGAUGGCACAUGAGAGACGUCUGGAGCUGUUGGCUGAGAACAAAAAGAGCAGAGUUCCUGGUAAACCACGACAUUUCAUAGACUGCUACUUGGAUGAAAUGGAUAAGAGAGGAGAUGAUGGCUCAUCCUUUUCAGAGGACCAGCUUUGUGCGUUUAUUCUGGAUCUUCACUUUGCUGGGACUGACACGACCGCCAAUACCAUGCUCACUGCUUUCCUCUAUCUGAUGAACUAUCCGCAGAUACAAGAGCGCUGUCAGCAGGAAAUAGACAAAGUUCUGGAUGGGAAGGAUCAAGCCAGUUUUGAAGACAGACAUCAGAUGCCCUACGUGCAGGCUGUCAUUCAUGAGAUCCAGAGGAUGGCUAACACUGUUCCUCUAGCUGUUUUCCACUCUACCACUAAUGACACAGAGCUGAUGGGAUACUCCAUACCCAGGGGAACCGUCAUCAUUCCCAACCUGUCGUCAGUGUUGUUUGAGGAGGGACAGUGGAAAUCCCCUCAUGAAUUCAACCCUGAAAACUUCCUCAAUGACCAAGGAGAGUUUGUCAAACCAGAGGCCUUCAUGCCUUUCUCUACAGGUCCUCGUAUGUGUCUCGGAGAGGGUCUGGCUCGUAUGGAGCUCUUCCUCUUCCUGGUGACUCUGCUGAGGAGGUUCAAGUUCAUCUGGCCUGAGGAUGCAGGAGAGCCAGACUACAUUCCUGUUUAUGGGACGACCCAGACGCCCAAACCCUAUCUCAUGAAGGUCCAGUUCAGAAAAACAACCUGAUAGGUCAUGAUGACACACUUCCAAGACAAAGCUUUCCCCCCGAUACUAUAACUGGCCUACUGACAUAUCAAAUGAAAUUCAAUGUUCUGAUAUAAAACCAGUUUUGGACGCACUAAUUGCUAUUUGUAUAUGAAGUAUGGCCUUGCUUAUAGCGAGCUCCCCUCAGCUCUACGAAGAAUAUUCACGUCUUUCACAAAAUUGUUUUGAUUUCACAGUCCGCAGCUUCACCGUUUUACUUCAGUCUCACCACUGAUAUCAAUUUGUGGUUGCACAGUGUUCCAGCAGCUGUUUACCUGCCCAGCACCAGAUGGCAGACAAAGUUGGGGAUUAGGUAGCGGAACAUUUAGCAGCUAAAGAUCCAGAUAUUAUUCUAAAGAGUUUCAGGAGACCAAAACAUAUGGAAAGAGUGGAUAGCUCAUUUAUAUUUAAACGCUAUAAUGAGUGCUAAUGUUGCUUAGUGUCUGCAGGGUGAGAAAUAGUCUCAUAGCAUGUUAACAAUAAUAACUCAUCUUGAAACAUCAUAAAAAAGAUUUCUAUAAACCACACUGUGACUUUUACUGAAUGCAACAAAGCUGCUAAUUGUGACUCAUAACUGUGGUGUGAACCAUAAAAUUAUAUCUUAUCACAUGAAACUACAAACAGCUUUUCCCAAAAUUCACUUUUUCUCACGUUGCCGGUGUCAAAAUGAAUUUGUGGGAUUGAAACUAAAUGUAACAUCAUCAGAACAUGUUUGACUUUGUCAUUUUGGUCAAUAAAGAAUGGUUUGUAAAGAAA
Scomber scombrus (Atlantic mackerel) is the source of this 2329-nucleotide messenger RNA. Its product is annotated as cytochrome P450 2D15-like. The transcript has 11 exons. Bases 74 to 1555 code for a protein of 493 amino acids. Gene Ontology annotation, cellular component: intracellular membrane-bounded organelle; cytoplasm. The record is from RefSeq and is a predicted model, not a curated record. Gene Ontology annotation, biological process: xenobiotic metabolic process. Gene Ontology annotation, molecular function: heme binding; oxidoreductase activity, acting on paired donors, with incorporation or reduction of molecular oxygen, reduced flavin or flavoprotein as one donor, and incorporation of one atom of oxygen; iron ion binding. NCBI's taxonomy places the organism in Eukaryota, Metazoa, Chordata, Actinopteri, Scombriformes, Scombridae.